AUGUCACAGGAAGUUCCAAAAUCACUAAGUAAUGUCAAACAUGUGAUCCUAAUAUUGUCAGGAAAAGGUGGUGUAGGGAAAUCUUCAGUAACAACACAGACUGCGCUUACAUUAGUCAACAUGGGUUUCAAUGUAGGGGUACUUGAUAUCGAUUUAACAGGGCCAUCACUUCCGCGUAUGUUUGGCGUUGAAAAGAAACAAGUACAUCAAUCCACUCAAGGCUGGGUGCCAGUGCAAGUAUACUCGAAAUCAGAAACUACAUCCGGAGGAAGUUUGAAAUUGAUGUCAUUGGGGUUCUUACUUGGUGACCGAGGGAAUUCAGUGGUUUGGAGAGGUCCUAAAAAGACGGCUAUGAUCAAGCAGUUUUUAAAAGAUGUUGUUUGGAGCACUGAUGAACCACUAGAUUAUUUGCUUAUUGAUACGCCACCAGGCACAUCUGAUGAACAUAUAGCAAUAGCAGAAGAGUUGAGGUAUGCACAACCAAUCGAUGGCGCUAUUAUCGUAACCACACCACAACAAGUUGCCACUGCUGAUGUUCGCAAGGAGAUCAAUUUUUGUAAAAAAGUGAAUUUCAAUAUAUUGGGAGUAAUUGAAAAUAUGUCAGGAUUUAUUUGUCCAUACUGUGCAGAAUGCACCAACAUAUUCUCUAGUGGUGGAGGUGAGCAGUUGGCCAAGCAACUAGAUUUGAGGUAUUUGGGCAAUAUACCGAUAGAUCCCAGUUUCGUUGAAUUGAUUGAGUUACAGGAUGACAAGGACAAGAAAUUGAUCGACUUGUAUCAAACGUCGGAAUUGAGGCCAAUUAUGAGUGAUGUUAUAGACAAGAUACUACAUUUAAAUUUGGAGUCGAGAAUUUAG
Molecule: messenger RNA, 855 nt
Organism: Lodderomyces parapsilosis
Lineage: Eukaryota; Fungi; Ascomycota; Pichiomycetes; Serinales; Debaryomycetaceae
Product: iron-sulfur cluster assembly protein
Exons: 1
Coding region: 1-855 (284 amino acids)
Biological process (GO): iron-sulfur cluster assembly
Cellular component (GO): cytosol
Molecular function (GO): 4 iron, 4 sulfur cluster binding; ATP binding; ATP-dependent FeS chaperone activity
Source: RefSeq, a predicted model, not a curated record